AUGCCAGAGGUAAUCGAUCUCAAGAUUCUGCAAAGCGAAGGCAGGAACCCGAAGAGCCUGAACAUUGAUGUUGUAUCAACGGCCGAGCUGUGUCGGAUCAUCAACGAUGAAGAUCAGACUGUGGCAGGUGCGGUGCAAAAGUGCCUGCCCAGCAUUGCGCGAGCAGUCGAUGCCCUCACCGCUGUCGUUCAGUCAGGUGGAAGGGUGAUCUACGUUGGUGCUGGCACCAGCGGGCGUCUCGGCGUGCUUGAUGCUUCAGAACUCCCACCAACAUACUCAGCAGAUCCAUCACAGUUUGUUGCUUUGAUCGCAGGCGGCGACCGAGCGCUUCGACAUGCUCAGGAAGGCGCCGAGGACGACGUCGACCAAGCAAUCCGCGACCUUCAGGCAAUCAACCUGCAGCGAUGCGACGCUCUGAUCGGCAUCGCUGCAUCUGGAAGGACGCCCUACGUGCUCAGCUGCCUCAAGCACGCGAAAGCGAAGGGCUGCAUCACGAUCGGUGUUGCUUGCUCGUCACCUUCAGCUAUGAGCAAUGGCGGCGAUGUUGACUUUAUGAUCGAAGUUGUCACUGGAGCAGAAGUUGUCACGGGUAGCACGCGGAUGAAAGCAGGCACAGCCACGAAGAUAAUUCUCAACAUGCUGAGCACGGGAGUGCAAAUUCGCAUGGGGAAGACGUAUGGCAACAUGAUGGUCGAUGUUAAGAGUACGAACCUGAAGCUUCAGCAGCGAGCCCGAAACAUAAUUCGUGAAGUUUGCGGACCGACGUGCUCAGCAUCAGACACAACUCUUGACGGCAUUCUUGCGGAGAGUCGCGGGAGUGUCAAGCUAGCCAUUGUCAUGGUUCACUUGCACCUUACCGCUGGGGUAGCGCAGCAGAGACUCGAAGAUGCCAACGGUAUUCUGGCAGAUGUUUUGCGCCGGUCGCAGCCUCCGAGAGACACUACUGGAGUGGUAAAGCCAUCGCCACGGUCUGUGCUAUGUAUCGAUGGCGGAGGUAGCAAGUGCGCCGCAUAUAUCUUGACAGACAACGGAGAGUCAGGAACGGCUGUUGGGCCUCCUUGUAACGUCACGACUUCGAGUCUGCAAGAGGCACUUGCUACGAUCCGGGAAGUCACUGAAGAAGCAAUUGGAACAUGUCCUUCGCUACAAGCCCAAACACUGGAUGAUGUUAGCUUUGACGGCAUCUGGGUUGGUCUGGCAGGUUUCGACCGGCCUCGGGUCGCUACAGCUCUCCGACCGAUGGUAGAGGCUCUCUUUCAGGCGACUUGCCCGGCCCGAGUCAAGGUCACGAACGACCUCGAAUUGCUCGCAACGGCUGCGGGAGGCGCUUCAGGCAAAGACGUCUGCGUGCUCAUUGCUGGAACUGGGUCCAUUGCAAUGGCAUUCCGCAGUACGUCAACAGGGUACGUGAAGGUGGGAAGGGCUGGCGGGUGGGGUCCGCUCUUGGGGGACGACGGGUCUGGAUUCGACAUUGGACGAAGAGCUCUUCGGUACGUGUUAGACUCGUGCGAGGCGAACGCUGUGAGCACAGAAAGCGAAGACAGUCUUGUACCCGCAGUUUUCGAUCAUCUCGGGAUUGUGAAGGGACCAGAGGCCGUGCAAGGGAUACUGAAUUGCUUGCUCCCGUCGUCGGAUGGUCGUAAGCUGGACGCUAGGCAGCGAGUUGCGGACGUUGCGAGAAUCGUCGUCGAACAACAGUCGUCGAGCGAAAUUGCUGCGAAUAUCAUUGCAGGAUCGAUCGCCUGCAUGACUCAAUUACUGAAGAGGUUGGCAGAAGCGACCGCAAUCGAUGCCCCCACUUCGAAGCUAGUCAUAACUGGCGGACUGUUGAACGCACCUACCUUUCAGAACCAGCUCGAGCAAGCUGUACUCGCAAGUCGACUGGACUUUUCAAGCUCAGAGACUGUCUUGAAGCCAGGUCUUGUCGGUGCCCAGCACCUACUGCAAGAAGCUAGGAACGGUCCGUGUUCGACAUAA
Molecule: messenger RNA, 1977 nt
Organism: Cyphellophora attinorum
Lineage: Eukaryota; Fungi; Ascomycota; Eurotiomycetes; Chaetothyriales; Cyphellophoraceae
Product: N-acetylmuramic acid 6-phosphate etherase
Exons: 4
Coding region: 1-1977 (658 amino acids)
Biological process (GO): negative regulation of glucokinase activity; amino sugar catabolic process; response to fructose
Cellular component (GO): cytosol; nucleoplasm; mitochondrion
Molecular function (GO): carbohydrate binding; enzyme inhibitor activity; carbon-oxygen lyase activity
Source: RefSeq, a predicted model, not a curated record